AUGCAUAUAACCAUGCCGGAUAGACUCAAGUUGGCUACUCAAGAGCAGUUGUUAACGACAACCCGUACUCGCCAUCCGGCGCUGCGGAAGACCGCAGCAAUCAGUGAUGAAACAAUAGAUGACGAGAAUACAACCAGCGAUCCGCAUAGUUGGAGCAAUAAUAACGGUACCAACGAUAUCACAUCAUUCGCCUCAGUAAAACGUUUUAAUCAACCAACGGCUACAAUUGUGUGCACCAAAAGCGAGCCGCUUUCCGGCGAGGAUAUCAGUGGUAUUACCGCUGUGCAUCAUCACCGGAGUACUUUACCAGCGCAUGCGCAUUCGGUACCACCUAUGCGACCAUCCAGGCUUCAUGAAAUUUCUGGGAUAAAUACGAUUCGCAGUUGUGAUGGGAAUUUCACAGAGGAAACGAGUGGCUUAUUGUCCGAUGCUCAGUCUGUGAUUAAACAUCAGAUUCCAAAUGAUCCAUCCGGCCUGAGCACAUCUUAUUGUCGGGAUACUGGUGUCACCUUGCCACUAAAUAGCAAUCUCAUGCCACCAAAAUCUGUUAUACAGGAUGACAUACGUAUGAAGCUGGGAAGAUUUGAACUAGUCAAAAAGAAAGGCAGAUCGGAAGUAUGGAAUUUGUUUGGACAGGUGCUUGACACGAUUACGGGAGCUCGUCUACCUUAUGUGGCUUGUUACGCAUGUAAAGUGCUUUAUACAGACACGGGUGGUGGAACGGGGAAUAUGACUCGUCAUAGAUGUCCAAUUGGCAGUAGCUACAAGGAUAACAGUAUAAAUUCAUCGACAGAAACAGCGAAUGAUGCUUCCGGUCAACAGUCUUUUGAAACCCUAACAUCAGGAUAUGUCAAUCAGUUGUCUCCCGACACAUCUGCUGCAUAUAGAAGGGAAUCCCCAGCACCACCUUCAGUUUCACAUACAAGUCUUACGGCGCAAUCAUCAUUCGAGACAUCAUUCAGUGAUUAUGAUCGUCGAAUAUUUUGCAAUGCAAUUAUGCGAUGUUGUGCAAUCGAUUUGCUUCCACCUGCCAUUUUUCAGGGAGAUGGAAUGCAUGGUGUUAUUGAGACGGCUAUAUCGAUUGGACGACGUUGUCGAUGUCCGGAUCGUCAGGCAGUUUCAACACUUAUUCCUGAAACUUCUACCCUAAACCAAGUUAUUGAAGCUAAUACAUCAAUGGUGCUGUCGGAAUUGACUGCAGAAGUGGGACAAAUUGCCCGUACAUCCGGUUUCUCUUUUUCGGUAGAGCGUGUUGGAAACGAAGAUGAUAUUGCUGUUGUCUCUGCUAAUUAUAUCACAGCAGAAUGGAAAUAUAAGCAUCGCAUUGUGAACGUUGAUACACUAGAAAAAAUGAAAACAGGAUUGGGAACAAUGAUCCAAGAAGCUGGUGAAUCCAAAAGACUAUUAUGUGUUACAGAAAACAUUCCGAGUUGUAAUGGGCAAGCACAUCUUUACUGCAUAUGUUACACAUUGAAUAAUCUCAUCCAUGAAAUUUUCGGAGAAUUAUGCGAUCAGAGACAUGAUGUGUUUGCCAUUUUUGUAGAUUGUCAGAAAAUAGUUGCUGCGAUAGAAAAAUUAGGUUUAGACCGUUGGGCCAAUCCACCAAUUGAAAAAAGAGCUGGACGACUUGAUUACUUAUUUUACGGUUACGAAAUGUUAAAAUACGUUAAGGAGUGCGUUCAGCACUUGUCUAUUUCACAGCAUCCAGAUAUUAUGGUACUGGUACGAUCAAUUGAUUGGUCAAUCGCUGAUGAAAUCCGAAAAUAUCUGGAACCAUUUCAUAUUAUGGCAUCAAUUUUCAGCAAUAAAUCAACAGUAUCUUUUCAUAUGGUGCAACCAGAAUGGUUCGCUUUAAUCCAUGAGUUCUCAUCAGAUGAUGAGGAUGAUGUAAGUAAUAACGAUACAUCGACAUGGGUUUGUUCAUUAAGACGGAAAACAGAAAAUGUAUUACGAAAUGCCACAGAAUCAGUAAUUAUGCCUGAACAUCGCAUGGCAACUGUUUUGAAUCCUCGUCUCAAACAUCUUCCAGUUAUUUGUUCGGAUGAAGAAAGGUUAGAAACUUAUUCAAGAAUACGGAAAUUAAUCGGAACAUCCGAACUGAAGAAUUUAAAAAUCGAAGAACAUUCAACUGGUGCAAAUGAUGGAGAACCACCAAAGAAACGAAUAUCAUUUUUAAGCUCGUUAGAAGAUCAUGCAGUUAUCGAUGAUGAGCUAGAAUGUUACUUACGUUCGCAGUAUCCAGCGUCUCAAACAAAAGAUGUGUUGCUGUUUUGGUCCACUGUUGGUCAGGCGCAGUUUCCACAUUUGUCACUAUUGGCUCGGUUUCUUCUUUCUAUUCCAGCUGCUUGUGUGGUCCAUAAAAGUCAAAACGUUUUGAAAUUAACUCCAGAACAUCUGUCAAGCUUACUUUUGUUGCGGUCGUCUUAUACACAAACAGCUUCCAGUGGACAAAGCAAUCAAAUAACUGACAUAAACGUUUCUUCUAAUAUUGGUGCUUCGUUACCUAAAAUUGUAAAUACGCAUAAUAUCGCUUGA
This is a messenger RNA of Acanthocheilonema viteae, 2535 nucleotides long. Lineage: Eukaryota; Metazoa; Nematoda; Chromadorea; Rhabditida; Onchocercidae. The record is from the annotation of a GenBank genome assembly.